Messenger RNA from Cydia amplana, 1783 nucleotides. Its product is annotated as cathepsin K-like. Gene Ontology annotation, cellular component: lysosome. The coding region runs from base 5 to 1783 and encodes 592 amino acids. Gene Ontology annotation, molecular function: cysteine-type endopeptidase activity. The transcript has 14 exons. The record is from RefSeq and is a predicted model, not a curated record. Lineage: Eukaryota; Metazoa; Arthropoda; Insecta; Lepidoptera; Tortricidae.
CAAAAUGGCGGCCACGGCGGCCAUUUUGUUUUUAGUGUAUUUGUUUAAUUUAUCAUCUGGAUACGUGUUGAUAGACGACAAUGAGAACCUGGACGAGAUACUGACGCUGCCCUCCGAGUAUAGCAUCAAGGCUGAACGGAUUGAUCUCAUCGCUGACUUGAAGCUGCCCAUGGAAUUAUGGUACAGCACGGAGAUCAAUCGAUCCCGAGUAGACGUGUACGACGGUAUGGUGAAGCGUUAUUAUUACUGGGGCGAAGAUGGGGCCAUGGGGAGCGACGGAACUGUGUACAUGGCGUAUCCUAAAUGGACUGAGAAGGAGGGUCAUACGAUAUUUUGCUCCAAGACCGAUAUGUACCAAGAAACGCCGGUAGACGCUUUUCCGGCGGAAGAAGAAUACGUUUAUGCAGAUGAUAUGUACAUCGCAUCAUUUACAAGAGGAUUUAUAUUCGAACAAUGGCUACCUACGAGUGGUUCAGAUAUUGAAAGAUGUCGUCAAGUGCUGCAAUAUUUAAUACAAAUGGUACCAAAUGCAGAAAAUGUGGAUACAAGUAAAACGUAUCACGAGGGUCAGACGGUUGACGUGUGGAAGUUCACAGAAGAUGAUGAUGACACACGAAAAGAACUUGUUCUUUAUAGCCACAGGACGGAGCGAGGUGAAGAUGUACCAGUACAAAUAGAAAAGAAAGAGUUUAACACAAUGUUGGGGUCGUUAGAGAAGCACGUGAUCUUCAACUACGACCAGUUCAACCCUCUGUUCUGCGAGGAAGAUGUGGACGCCGAGAAAGAGGGCUUGUGUGAAUGGACUCCUGAUGACUUUGAAGGCCAUAUGAAGAUGUUGCAUCCCGCAUUCCAUAACGACCUUGGCGUAGCGUUCAACAGCUUUAAAAAGCACCAUGCCAGAAACUAUCAGAACAAGAAAGAACAUGACAUGCGAAGGGACAUUUUCCACAAGAAUUGGAAAUUCGUCGUAGACCACAACCGUCAGAACCUCGGUUUCAAGCUGGCCCUGAACCAUCUCUCGGACCUCACGCCCGCCGAACGGGCGCACAUGAGCGGCGGGAGACGAUCCCCAAACCCUUCUGCCACAGUCCCCUUCCCCCACAGCGAGAGACAAGUUGGGGACAUCGUGACUCAGAUACCGGAGGAAUAUGAUAUGAGACUGCAAGGCAUCAUCUCGCCUGUCAAGAACCAGGACAAAUGUGGGUCAUGUUGGACCUUCGCGACGGCGGCGGCAGUAGAAGGGGCCCUGGCGAGACUAGAUGGACGUAUUCUGGACCUCAGCGAGCAGUCCAUCAUUGACUGCACUUGGGAGGGUGUAUGUGAGGGAUGCAAUGGCGGGUGGCCCAAGGAAGCCCUGAAGCACAUCAUGAAGCACGGGAUCCCUCUAGAGGAGGACUAUGGCGGUUACUUGAACGAGAACGGCUACUGUCACCUCGAGAACGUGACCGAAGUGUUCAAGAUCCGCGGCUUCACGCUGGUGACGCCUCUGAGCGUCAGCGCCAUGAAGGUGGCGCUGUACAAGUAUGGACCUGUCAUCGUCACUAUUCAGAACAACGACGCCUUCAACUUCUACCGGAGUGGCGUGUUUUACGACCCCACGUGUGUGGACGACUACGUCGGGCACGCCAUCACCAUCGUCGGCUACGGUAGUCGCGACGGGACUGACUACUGGAUUGUGAAGAAUUCCUACGGCGAACAGUGGGGGGAGGACGGAUACAUGUUGCUGUCCUCUUCCAACAACAACUGCUUUGUGCUCGAUGAACCGUACUAUCCCGUAGUUUAG